Molecule: messenger RNA, 3083 nt
Organism: Ochotona curzoniae (black-lipped pika)
Lineage: Eukaryota; Metazoa; Chordata; Mammalia; Lagomorpha; Ochotonidae
Gene: PBX2
Product: PBX homeobox 2
Exons: 9
Coding region: 286-1578 (430 amino acids)
Biological process (GO): brain development; eye development; embryonic organ development
Cellular component (GO): nucleus
Molecular function (GO): RNA polymerase II cis-regulatory region sequence-specific DNA binding; DNA-binding transcription factor activity, RNA polymerase II-specific
Source: RefSeq, a predicted model, not a curated record
CCUCCCUCCUCCCUCUCUCGCACACACACCCCCGCUUGGGCCUCCUCUCUCUCUCUCCGGCUCCAUUUUCUCCGCCGCCGGGGGCCGGGGUCUCCUGUGGGGGGCCCGGCCGGUACCCCAGGUCUCCCUUUAGUGCCGGGGUGAACCCCGGGGGAGCUGGGAGCGGGGGAGACGGGAGGGGGUAGGGGCGGAGGGAGCAGCGGCCCCAGCGAGUUUGGGGGGGGAAGUAGCCAGGCGGGGGGAGGGGCGGAGCAGGGAGGGGGCCUCAGGGCCCCCCCCCCAGCUAUGGACGAGCGGCUGCUGGGGCCGCCCCCUCCGGGCGGGGGCCGCGGGGGCCUGGGAUUGGUGGGUGGGGAGCCUGGGGGCCCAGGCGAGCCUCCCGGCGGCGGAGACCCCGGUGGGGGCAGCGGGGGGGUCCCGGGAGGCCGAGGGAAGCAAGACAUCGGGGACAUUCUGCAGCAGAUAAUGACCAUCACCGACCAGAGCCUGGACGAGGCCCAGGCCAAGAAACACGCCCUAAACUGCCACCGAAUGAAACCUGCUCUCUUUAGCGUCCUGUGUGAAAUCAAGGAGAAAACCGGCCUCAGCAUCCGAAGCUCCCAAGAGGAGGAGCCGGUGGAUCCACAGCUGAUGCGCUUGGACAACAUGCUUCUGGCAGAGGGUGUGGCUGGGCCCGAGAAAGGGGGGGGCUCAGCAGCAGCCGCUGCAGCCGCUGCAGCCUCUGGGGGCGGCGUGUCACCUGACAACUCCAUCGAACACUCGGACUAUCGCAGCAAACUAGCCCAGAUCCGCCACAUCUACCACUCAGAGCUGGAGAAGUAUGAGCAGGCAUGCAAUGAGUUCACGACCCAUGUCAUGAACCUGCUGAGGGAGCAGAGCCGCACACGGCCCGUGGCGCCCAAGGAGAUGGAGCGCAUGGUGAGCAUCAUCCACCGCAAGUUCAGUGCCAUCCAGAUGCAGCUGAAGCAGAGCACCUGUGAGGCCGUCAUGAUCCUGCGUUCCCGCUUCCUGGAUGCCAGACGGAAACGCCGUAACUUCAGCAAACAGGCCACGGAGGUCCUCAAUGAGUAUUUCUACUCACACCUGAGUAACCCGUAUCCCAGCGAAGAGGCCAAGGAGGAGCUCGCGAAGAAGUGUGGCAUCACUGUCUCUCAGGUCUCCAACUGGUUUGGCAACAAGCGGAUUCGUUAUAAGAAAAAUAUUGGAAAGUUCCAAGAGGAAGCGAACAUCUAUGCAGUCAAGACUGCUGUGUCUGUCACCCAGGGAGGCCACAGCCGCACCAGCUCCCCAACACCCCCUUCUUCUGCAGGCUCUGGCGGCUCCUUCAAUCUCUCAGGAUCUGGAGACAUGUUUCUGGGGAUGCCCGGGCUCAAUGGAGAUUCCUACACUGCUUCCCAGGUGGAAUCACUCCGACACUCUAUGGGGCCUGGGGGCUACGGGGACAACCUCGGGGGAGGCCAGAUGUAUAGUCCUCGGGAGAUGAGGGCCAAUGGCGGCUGGCAGGAGGCUGUGACCCCAUCCUCAGUGACGUCCCCAACAGAGGGACCAGGGAGUGUCCACUCUGACACCUCCAACUGAUCUCGCCCCUCAGGGUCACGGGGGUAGGGGCUGUCACAAGGCAACUCUUGAAGACGACUUGGGCAUCCAGAGGACGAACCCCAAACACAGGAGAAGCACAAGACGGAGAAGGGCAGACGGGCUCGGGCCCUCCCAUCUAGACGCUCCGUGCUGGGGCUGCUGACUACGUGGCAGGGAGAAUGGGGCCCUGAGGGGAAAGUGGGGUCUGUCUCCCCAUUUUUCCUUUUUCUCUCCCCCUCUCCUACACAGAAACCUAUUCUUCAGACUUCUUGGCUCCUCCCUCCUCUCCUCUCAUAUACCCACAUUGAACUAUUCUGUUUUCUCUGGACACCCCCACCCCUCCCACACACACACAUACACACUUUCCCUUCCCCACCCUACUUAUAUGCUCUGGAAUCUGUGGAGACGCCAGCCCUGCCCAACCAGAGAUGCCAAAAAUGGGGACACGCCUGGACAGAGGACAUGGGCCACGCCCCCCGUGCAUCCCCGCCCCUCCAGACGGCUUUAUUACCUCAUACGCAGCUCAUCUUAAACCAAUAGAAUCGCUCGGUGGACGAGAGUGUCUGACUCAGAUAUCUACCUCGGAGGGAGUUUCUGCUACUUUAGGAAAUUGUUGACUGGGCUUUGGGGUUGAACAUUUUUUUUCUUCACAGAAAGUAAAAGAAGCCCUGGGAUCCAUUUGUAAUUUUGGGGGGUUUGAUUUUUUUUUGGCUUGUUGGUGUUGUUGGUUCUUAAUUUUUAACUUAGUUUGAGGGAAUUAGUUUUUUAUAUAUAAAUAUAUAUAAAAUAUAUAUUUCUUUUUUUUUAAUGUCUUGCUUCCUCCCAUGUUAGGGAAGUCCAAGGGGUCUUGGCAAGAGAAAGGGGAACAGGUGGAACUGGUGAAGGUGCCUCCAGGCCUGUUCAUCAGGAAGGCGUUUGCUGGGUACCAAGCCGUUCCCCAGGUCACCAUGGUGCUGGCCCUGCCGGCUGCCAUAGAGCCUCUUCCCAUCACCCCUGGGGGAGGUCUGGAUUUCAAGACAUUUGAAAAUGCCACCUUCCCCUCAGACACGGCUUUGGAAUUUUUUUUUAACUGUUUGCAAACUGGAGGGGAACAAAUGGGGAAGGGGCUAUUGCCAAAUAUGCUAAGUAUGGGUUGGGGUGCUUACAUGUAUCUCCCUCAGUUUCCCCCAGAAAUGUAUCCUUUUUUCUCACACCAAAACCCAGGGGGUGGGGAGAGGAGAGAGGUUGCAAAAAGCCAGGUAUGGGGGAAGUGGAGUCUACACUAUCCCGUCCUUGCCCUGGACCCUACCACGUGAUCCCCUCAAGCAUCCUCAGGAUUUUACAGAACUGACAGUGGGGAACCUUCCCGGCAAAGAACCGGGCAGGACUGUGGGACAGGCUGAGGGUGUGAUGGGUUGGGGGGGGCGGGAAGCACGGGCUGGGGCAGUUCUCUCCUCACUUGUAAACUUGUAGUUUCACAGAAAAAAACACGCAGUUUUAAAUAAAGAAAUUUCUUUUUUCCCUGG